This is a messenger RNA of Hyaloperonospora brassicae, 1683 nucleotides long. NCBI's taxonomy places the organism in Eukaryota, Oomycota, Peronosporomycetes, Peronosporales, Peronosporaceae. The record is from the annotation of a GenBank genome assembly.
AUGACCGCUAUGGUGUACGACAGCUGGGGCAGCCCAGCCGACCGCUUUCAUGGCGCCAUGUGUCUAGGCAUUGACUUAGGAACGACGAACUCGUGUGUCGGUAUUUGGCACGUCGAGCGCAAUCACGUCAAAAUGCUCAAGAACCGCUCGGAUCGAGGUCGCACGAUGCCGUCGGUAGUGCAUUUCGACCCCCAAAGUCAACACGUUGAUGUCGGUAAUGCCGCUGUGGAAUUUGAGACGGUACCACCUGUCGGAAACACGAUUCGCUCGAUCAAGCGGCUACUUGGUCGAAAAUUCGUCAGCAAAGCAGUGGACGUAGCUCGAAUAUACGCAUCGUAUAGCGUGGUACCCACAGCGCAAGGCAAUGUAGGAUUGCGAGUGGUUCGCGGAGGAAAGAAGGUACAAGUUCAGCCUGAAGAGAUUGCAGCAAGCAUCCUUGCUGAGCUCAAAGCGUCGGCUGAAGCAUAUUUUGACGGUCGGAUCAAUUUUAACAAUGUGGUGAUCACGGUCCCGGCUUACUUCAGUGACUCCCAGCGAAAAGCGACGCUCACUAGUGCAUCGAUGGCUGGGUUCCAGAUUGUGAGGUUGUUGAAUGAGCCUACAGCAGCAGCAAUGGCUUACGGUCUGUUCCUGUCUGGUACGAAACUCGUGACAGUAUUUGACUUUGGAGGAGGAACGUUGGACGUGUCGUUGUUGCGUAUCGAAGACGGCAAGUUUGAAGUGUUGGGGAUUGGAGGUGAUACGAACCUGGGAGGAGACGACAUCAAUAACGUUCUAGUGGAUCAUUUGAUAGAAGUGCUAGACCGACAUCAUAACGUGACUCGAGCUCAGGUGGAGGACUUAGACUUGGUAAAGAUAAAGCGAGAAGUGGAAAAGGCGAAGAUUAUACUUUCGGAAGAGGAAUUUGCGGUCAUUACGGUAGACAUUGCAGAUGUGCCUGCAAUCACGUAUACGCUCACGCGAUGCAAGUUCGAACAGUUGUGCGACCCGAUCUGGAAAAAGUGCCUUCGAAUCGUGUCGGGUGUGCUAGAGGAAGCAAAGGUGGAACUAUCUGAUGUUGACGAAGUCAUACUCGUAGGAGGUUCGACUCGGAUCCCGAUAUUGCGCCAGCAGAUAUCGGAUGCUUUUAGUGGCAAAGAGCUGUGCAUGUCUGUGAACGCAGAUGAAGUGGUGUGCGAAGGUGCUGCUAUCCAGGCAGCCAUCUUGUGCGGUGUGGAUCAGCGCGUGUUUCGAGACGUGCUAAUGAUGGAUGUCCUUCCACUGCCCAUUGGACUCGAGACGGCAGACGGGAGCAUGGAAGUAAUUCUUCCCAAAAACGCACGCAUUCCGACAUCAGUGACGAAGUAUUUUCAGACGUAUGAGGACAAUCAGCGUGGGCUUACGGUCGAGGUGUACGAAGGCGAAAACGAAGUCGCCAAGGAAUGCGACCACAUUUGCUACUUCAACUUUGCACUUCCCCGCGAUAAGAUCGGCAAGGCGGGUGAGUUUGCGCAUCCAGUCACAUUUACAAUGAAUGCAAAUGGGAUUUUGCAGGUGAAGGCCGGACUUCAUCACGAUGACCACGAGGAAGCGCCAAUGUCAAAAACUGCCGUGUAUCUCAUGAUAGGAUAUGCUCUCGCUCUCUUCGGUUUGUAUGUGUUUUUCCGCAUCUACUUUACCGAAGAGCGGGGCGUCACCGCGUAA